UUGAAUGAAUGUUAGAACUCUUAGAACCAAGAAAGAAAGUCCAAAAUAGUCUUUCUUUAGGUUAAUUUGUUGUAGAUACAAUUUAUAGAAAAUGAAUAGUCAAUUGUUAAAUUUGUCGGUUUACUUAUUCUUAAGGAAUUCACGUUAAUUACAUUAUCUAAUUUAAACAUUAUCAAUGAAGUUUACCUUUUUUUUGAUAAAUAUCAUAACCGCGGGAAAACUGUGCAACGUUUGACUACCUUAAUGGCCGCUGAAGCGCCAGUGUUAGAGUUUGAUUUAACUUAUAAAUAUUGAAAUUUAAUUAUGUUAUUACCGUGUUGUGUGUGAAUUAUUAAGACAAUACUUGAGAUGGACAUCAAGGCUGAGGUCUCAAAACAACUGUCACUAAUAGACGAACUCCUAAGGGACCUUGACAAAACGAUUACACCAUGUGCAAGUAAAAAGAAUGAAAAAAAAGAAGAAGAAACACAGGAUGCAAUGCCAGACUCAACAACUAGCACCGAGAAAAACAAUGCUAACCCAUUCCACUGCGGAGAUGAUGUACUUGUGGCCAAUAAGGAUGGAAGAUAUUAUUUAGGAACAAUAAUAGAGUUAAGUACGAGUAAUGACAACGACUUGUGUGAGGUGGGCGCAAGCGUGGCCCGAUGCUUAGUCAAGUUCGGCGACGGCACGCACUCAUGGGCGCCAGUGUCGUCGCUAAAGCUGCUCAGCGUACCGCCCGCCGAUGACGGUCGCAUCAUGUGCGUGGUGUGCAAGCGACGCGAGGGGCCUGCCACUGGACCGGCCACCAACGCUAUCAUCGCGUGCGACAUGUGUGGCAGGGGCUACCACGCCAAAUGUCACUCGCCCCCCGUCGAUGCCUGGAUCAAUGGUGCAUCAUGGCAUUGUAAAAGGUGUGUUGACCAAAGAUACAGAGUAGCAGCAGCAGAAAACCGGGCAUUGAAACGCUCAGAUCUAUUCAGGUUCAAAGGAGGACAACAACGAAGGCAACAGCAGGAGCUCACUCCACCUUGUGAUACUGCAUCCACUACUUCAUCAACCGCAUCUGAAGCUGGAAAAGAUCAAAAUGAAGCACAUUGUUAUUGUGGCGAAAAGAGUGAUUGGCUUGCUCAGAUGUUGCUGUGCUGUCGUUGCAGCCGUUGGUUUCACCAAAGAUGUGUUUCAAGUCUACAAUAUCCUCUCUAUGCAGGAGAUAAGUUGUAUAUAUUCGCUUGUGCUAGCUGUAACGGUGGUUCGGAGUAUCUACGGCGGCUCGAGUUAUGCUGGCUGGACCUGGCGCAUCUUGCGCUAUACAACCUCACCGCCUACAACGCGCCCAACUACUUUGAUCUCGAUAAUGUAAUCAUGCCGUACAUUAUGGACAACUGGCACGCCCUGCAGUUACCCGAGAAAAUGUGGCGAACUCCCGUAAAUGAACGACGGGAGAAAAUUCUAACAGCACUCACUUCGUCUCGAAAAAGAUUCAAAUGUGGUCGAGAGAUGAAAAAACGAGCUACAAUCUGGGGUCUCCGUCUCCGUCGACCUCCACCACCUCCGAUGCAACUUUCAGCUUUAGAACAGAUAAAGAAGGGAGAACCAUUGACGGACGACUUGGUGCAACAACACGCUCCCAGACUCCGGUUUCUACCUCGUGCUCCUACACCGAAAUCUGUUGUUGAUGAUAGUUCUCAGCCCUCUAGCAGCAAUCCUGUAAAAUGUUCCUAUAAAAGUAACCAUCAACGAAUGAUUGUUCCCGUUGAUGGCCACUGGUUAAAUUUAAUGAUGGGCAAACGGUUCCAUGAGAACCUUAACUCAAACUCAAAUUCAGAAAACGAUUCUGCCAGUUCCUACGAGUCCAUCAAGCUUAUUGAGGCUGAUGAACAAAACUCACCGUCCGUGUCUACAACUAAUAGAAAAUCUGAAGCCAAAGUUGAUAAUGUAGAAAAUAUAAAAGAAACCCGAUCCAAUGAUAAACUAAGCUAUGAAGAAGACCCUCCGAUAUCAGUGCCAUCAGUAGUUCCGUGUUCAGUAAAGUUAGAUAAAAUAUCCAAAGAGAAUGUUGAUCAGACUAGUAUCUCUAAAAGUGAAGAAACUCAUUUAAAUUACAAUGCCCAUACAACAAGAAUAGCUACAAUGAAUUUGGAAGUAUCCAAGCUGUCCACAAAAAACAUAAUUGAACAUUCCAAAAUAAUGUCACUGCAACAUAUGGAAACUGUACCAUCAUACACUAGCUUUAACCAUGACCUAGAAUCGUCUGGAGAUGAAACUUCAAGUAGAGGAACUUUGGAUGCUAUUAUACCGCCCCUGAAGAAUUUUCAGGGAAGAAAUAAUCCUUUUUUGAUGCAAAAUACAUCAUCAAAAAAACCAUUUUCGUCAAUGACGAAUAUUUACCUUAAACCAAAUAAAAAAGUGAACAAUUUUCACUCAAGGUUUUCUUUGCCAGUACUGUUCAAUCCCACAAUGGGACCAUUAAUAAGACCUACGAAAAGAAAACUUAGUGAAAAGGAUAUUGUUAUUGGACCAAAUGGAGAGGUGAAGCGAAGAAAAUAUCGACGACCAAGAAAGUAUUUACAAAUGCAGUUAAACAAAUCAUGCCCCCUGCCUGAUGACAGUAAUAAGACUGCACCAACGCCGAUGCCAACAGACAAUGUCGAAGCACCAUCUCAAACAGGGCACAUCAAUAACGUGAAAUUUCACGGUAGAAGACUGAGACAAAGACAGGAAAAAAACUAUUACGAGAAUGCUAGACGGAACACGAAUAGUAAUAACACGGGUAAUAACAACAGUGUGAAAAGUCUGCAGCUGAGCCCUCACAAAUCGAACAGUAGUGCAAAUGAAGUGAACGCUGAACAAUUAUCUGCUCUGAAGUCGAGUGUCCAGUCAUACUUCCGCGCAGAGCAGACUUUCCGUGUACUGGCCAGACGACUCUGUCCGGGCGCGCCUCCUGCCUACCUCAUUGAAUGGGACUCCAACACAUCAUAAAACUAUAAUAUAUAAAUAUAUAUAUGUGGCUCAAUUGAUUGUAUGUCUAUUGUAAUAAAAUUAUUUUUCUCUUUUGGAAAACUGAUCUGUUAUCUAUGUUACAUUAAUUGUUGUGCUGCUUAUUUAAGGUACGUAGUCGCGUGGAAAAUGUCUGUCUACACGUGUAUGUACUCAUUAUUGAAAGACUGCUACGGCGUAGUCAAAUUAAGUAUGAUGACGAUUACAUUUGUGAGCAAGUGAAUAUGACUUGUUUUUAAUAUGUGUAAAUGGGUUUUACAUGAAUUUAUUUAAAUGUCUAUACAUGUAAUGUAUGUAAUAGUUUUUUGUCUGUAGUGUAGUUGUACAGUUAUAUCAAGGAAUGUGAUAUAUAUUAUUGUUCCAUCUGGA
Molecule: messenger RNA, 3348 nt
Organism: Bombyx mori (domestic silkworm)
Lineage: Eukaryota; Metazoa; Arthropoda; Insecta; Lepidoptera; Bombycidae
Gene: Pcl
Product: polycomb protein Pcl
Exons: 11
Coding region: 349-2961 (870 amino acids)
Source: RefSeq, a predicted model, not a curated record